ACUUAAAGGAUCUAAAUAGUACUUCCUCCUCCAGCACUGGACUUUUAUUUUGUAGUAGCUGUCAGACUCAGCUGUGUCGCUUCAUCCUCUGAGCUCUCAGCCUCUGUCUGCCUCUGCUGCUUCAUCGCAGUUCUGGAUGUUGUUUUAUCAGUCAGCAUGCCAUCGCCUGCUUGUGCUAAUUCAUGAAUAGCUCUAAUAAUUGAUUCGUUAAUUAAUUUCACCGCUCCUGAAAAUCAAGAGCCAGAAAACGACCGAGGACUGGAUCUCCUGCACCGGACCGGACUCCUCUCUCCACAGCAGCGUUUUAACGAUCCGCACUUCAGACUGAAAAAUACACCGGUACAUGUAUUUGUACAUGGCUGUGUCUAAGAGUACCGGCACCCUGAGGGACCUGCAGCUGGCUCUGCAGCUGAAGAUCGAGGAGCUCCGGCAGAGAGACUCUCUCAUCGAUGAGCUGGAGCUGGAGCUGGACACGAAGGAUGAUCUGAUCAGGCAGCUGCAGGUAGAGCUGGACAAGCAUCGCUGCACCCCACAGGUCCCCGUCAGCACCGCGGAGACGGCAAACACAGGAGCGGCGGCUCAGACUCCGGCAGCACCUGACGAGCCUCAGCGAACAAAGAGACAGGCCAUCUCUGCAGAGCCCACAGCGCUGGACCCCUCGCAGCUCACUGAUGUCACACUCACCAGCUACUGCAAGACCAAAGAGUCUAGGGAGCUGAUCCAGAGGGCUCUAAUGGACAAUGACUUCAUGAAACAUCUGGAACACGGGCAGAUUCUCACCAUCAUGGAUUGUAUGCAUCCUACCAGCCUGGCCAAGGGCUGCUGUGUCAUCCAGGAGGGAGAUGACGGCUCCACAGUCUACGUUCUGGAGGAGGGAAUGGUUGAGGUGACUAAACAAGGAAAGAAACUGUGCACCAUUGGUCAAGGAACAGUGUUUGGAGAACUGGCGAUCCUGUACAACUGCACUCGCACAGCAACUGUGACAGCUCUGACUGACAUUAAGCUCUGGGCGAUCGACCGUCAGGGUUUCCAGACCAUCAUGAUGAGGACUGGUCUCAUCAAACAUUCCCAGUACACAGACUUCCUCCGCAGCGUUCCCUCUUUUCAGUCGCUACCCGAGGACAUCCUCAGCAAACUGGCUGAUGUUUUGGAGGAGACUCAUUACAGUGACUGUGAUUACAUUAUCCGUCAGGGAGCCACCGGAGACACAUUCUUCAUCAUCAGUGAAGGACAGGUGAAAGUCUCUCAGCAGAGCUCACCCAGUGACGAGCAGGUGGCUGUGAAAACUCUCUCCAAAGGGGACUGGUUUGGAGAGCAAGCUCUGAAAGGUGAGGACGUUCGAACAGCCAGUGUCACAGCUGUGGGAGACGUCACGUGUCUGGUGAUUGACAGAGAGUCUUUCAGACAGCUGAUUGGAGGACUGGAUGACGUCAACAACAAGCAGUACGACAGCGAUGAGGUCAACGCGAAACUGCAGACAGAGGCAGAUUUCUUUUCCAGUGUGUCACUUAGUGAUUUCAAUAUCGUCUGCACUCUGGGGAUGGGAGGCUUCAGUCGAGUGGAGCUGGUGCAAUUAAAGAACGAUGCCAGUCGAUCUUUUGCCCUGAAAGUGUUAAAGAAACGCCACAUCCUGGACACCAGCCAGCAGGGCCACAUCCUGUCGGAGCGCCGCAUCAUGAUGGAGGCGCACAGCCCGUUCAUCAUCAGGUUGUAUCGGACUUUCAGAGACUCCAAAUAUCUCUACAUGCUGCUGGAGGCUUGCCUCGGAGGAGAACUGUGGACGUUACUGCGAGACAGGGGAUCAUUUGAUGACGGCGUCACUCGCUUCUACACGGGCUGUGUCGUAGAGGCUCUGGCUUUCCUGCACUCCAGAGGAAUCAUCUACAGAGACCUCAAACCUGAGAACAUCAUCCUGGACCACCGGGGAUACGCAAAGCUGGUGGACUUUGGCUUUGCUAAGAAGGUUGGUCUGGGUAAGAAGACGUGGACGUUUUGUGGUACUCCUGAGUACGUCGCCCCUGAGAUCAUCCUGAACAAAGGCCAUGACAGUUCAGCUGACUGCUGGUCUCUGGGAAUACUGGUCUUUGAGCUGCUCAGUGGCAGUCCUCCAUUUACAGGCUCUGAUCCCAUGAAGACCUAUAACAUCAUCCUGAGAGGCAUCGACAUGAUCGAGUUUCCCAAGAAGAUCACCAAGAGUGCGACUAACCUCAUCAAACGACUCUGCAGGGACAAUCCUUCAGAGCGGCUGGGAAAUCAGAAAAAUGGAGUGAAGGAUAUCCAGAAACACAAGUGGUUUGAGGGCUUCAACUGGGACGGCCUCCGCCAGGGAACCAUAGACUCUCCGUUCACACCCGCAGUGAACGGGCCAUUGGACAACAGCAACUUUGACUAUUUCCCAGAGGACAUGGAAGACCCUCCUCCUGACGAAGAGUCCGGUUGGGACCUCGAAUUUUAGCAGGACCUGAUUAGCGUCUGAAGGCUGACUGAACAAAGAAACCAGUGGGAACAGGAUUCUUCAGAGGACGUGAAGCCAAACAAAAGAAACAACAGAAAGAACUUCAGCUUUCUGUGAAAGUCAAAGUGCAAAUUAAAGCAAGAAAAACAGAAAGCAUCGAACAUAGUGUACGAAACUAUAAUCACAGCGAGUAUUAGGGCCACCCAAUCUGAGAUUUCAAGAAUAAAAUGAAAAUAUUUAAAUCAAAAGAUAAUUGUGAGUAAAAAAAGUCAUAUUACAAGAAAUAUAAUAAUAAUUAUCAUAAUAAUAAGAAUUUAACAAACAAAAGUAAAUGUACAAGAAAUGCGUUCAGAAUAAUAAUAAUGUAUUAAAAAUAAAACCAUACUACCUCGAAAGAAAAAAGCCAUAUCUUGUCAUUGUACUUGAAAUAAUCUUAAAAUGUAGAGAAUAAAAUUGUACUAUUAAAAUGAAAAAAAAUCACAAUAUGUCAGAAUAAAUUUGUGUUUUUACAAAAUAAUUUUAAUUUGUGAAGAACAAAGAAAAAAAGUCUUAUUUAAGAUUUUUAAUAAUCUUCAAUAUAAUAAUAAUAAUAAUAAUAAAAAUCUUUAUUUAUAGAGCAUGUUUUCAAAAUCAUGUUACAAAGUGCUUUCACUAGAUGUGCAAAAACAAUCAAACAUAUACAUUGAUUGAAAUACAACUUUUCUCUUCUUGAAAUAUUUUGAUUUGAUUUUCAAAAUCUCAGAUAGUGGCCCUAAUACGUUGACAGAAUAACCCAAAAAAGGAUUUAUUAGAUUCAUUAUUUUCAAACCUGACUUUAGAAAUUUCCACAGCAAACCUCCAGCAAACGUUACUACACAAAGUUAUUAUGUUAAACAUUUUCCUGAUAGGUUCUAGCGUUCCUCUAAUCCUGAAAGGGAAAAAAGGCUUUGCUUCUACUUCUUUUAUUGUUGCCAAUUGUUAUUUUUAUACUGUAACUGAUCAAUAUAUUACCUACUCUUUCAUUCUAAGAUUGGUAAAUUUAAUGGUCGGUCCAGGCUUUCUAUCUGACUGAUCAUAGUGACUGAACAAAUGAGCUGCUUUCAGGUCCCGGGACAGCUAGGAUAUUAGAGAUAUACGUCAGAGGUGAUUCAAUAUGAGCAGUAUUUCGAGCCAGAGGGGUAAAUAUGACAGGCACAGCUGCGCUUCUUUAUAACCCCCAAAUUAACAAGACCUGACCUUUAUGAGCGGAGAGAAGGAAAGUCUUGUCAGCAGCUGACAGGAAAAGUAUAUGUCCUAUAUUUUCCAAUUAUAUUUUCAGUUUAACACCAUCACUCCUGGUACCUUUAGUGUCCAGAGAGGUGCAUUUUCUCUGAACUAUAGUGUGAGCUUAUCAGGAAUUGACAGUUUGCCAAAGCCUGUCCUCAACUGUCUCAUCACAGUUUAACAACCAUAACCAGGCAGAGCAGGUUUGCUGUCAAUCUCAGCUUUUAAAGCUUUUGAUGGUCGUGGGUUUCUAUAGUUUUCUUGUAAGGAAUUAAUGAAACAAUGUUUGUCCUUGUGUCUUGUAGUCUUUAGGUUAGUGCUCAUCUUAAUUAAAAGCAUUUAUGUCUAAUAAAAGUGAAAAGAAAUACGAAUAUUAACGAAUUAA
Messenger RNA from Micropterus salmoides (largemouth bass), 4082 nucleotides. RefSeq names its product cGMP-dependent protein kinase 1-like. Gene Ontology annotation, molecular function: cGMP-dependent protein kinase activity; ATP binding. NCBI's taxonomy places the organism in Eukaryota, Metazoa, Chordata, Actinopteri, Centrarchiformes, Centrarchidae. The transcript is spliced from 21 exons. Gene Ontology annotation, biological process: protein phosphorylation. The coding region runs from base 344 to 2455 and encodes 703 amino acids. The record is from RefSeq and is a predicted model, not a curated record.